Molecule: messenger RNA, 557 nt
Organism: Laetiporus sulphureus 93-53
Lineage: Eukaryota; Fungi; Basidiomycota; Agaricomycetes; Polyporales; Laetiporaceae
Product: Sm-like ribonucleoprotein
Exons: 4
Coding region: 104-430 (108 amino acids)
Biological process (GO): P-body assembly; mRNA splicing, via spliceosome; spliceosomal snRNP assembly
Cellular component (GO): spliceosomal tri-snRNP complex; P-body; U6 snRNP
Molecular function (GO): U6 snRNA binding
Source: RefSeq, a predicted model, not a curated record
AGUGGGCUCGGGAGCUAGGUAGUAGUCACGUUACCCAGAUUGGGGACCCCAUCCCUCCAUCCAAGUUGGCCCAUAUAUCUGAGUUCUCGAUUCUCAAGGCCUGAUGUUACCACUCCUAAUUUUGAAAGUGGCUGGGAACAAACCAAUGAUGGUCGAAUUGAAAGAUGGGGAAAUAUUCACCGGACAUCUGGUCGGCUGCGACAGUUUCAUGAACUUAACGAUGGGUGGCGAAGUCUUCCAAAGAAGUGCAGAUGACGAGCACUUCUGGAAACUCGAAGAGUGCUACAUUCGUGGUAGUAGCAUUAAGUAUAUCAAGGUUCCCGAUGCGCUGCUAGGCCUGGUCAAAGAGGAACAGGAACGUGCCCGGGAAGUUAGUCGCCAUCCGAGGAGUACCAUACAGUUGAGCAGCGCGCGGGGAGGUGCGUCGUAAUGUCGCGAUUUCUUGCUAAGCGUCUCACACCGACCUUUGAUAGGUCGCUCUUUGCCUGGCAGAGGUGAGCAUACUGUCUACAAUGCUAAUAUGGUUACGCGGUUUACACCAUAUGAUCAUACAGGUA